UAAGUCUGACCCACCAACACUCCUAUUCGAACAUCGAAGGGGGAGAGGAGGGAGACAGUAGUGCUUGCUCUCUCUGGUCUAUGCCUGUUGGUCACCGGUACCUUCUGCCCUUUAAUCUCUCCUUUUUUUUUUUGCCAAAAACGCCGUGUAAUCUCUUCAAUUCUGUUAAUUUGGGCAUAAUACUUGCUCUUUCGCUAUCAAUCGCAUGUAUUAUCUAUUUAUCUUUAUUUCCCGAUUGAUAUAUAUGUUGAUUGUGUUCAAUUGUGGUGGUCUUGUUUUGUUUUUCUCAAGCUGUUUGCUUCUUUAUUCUUCAUAAUUGCGCGAUUAGCCUGUAAUCUUAUCAGAUUUUUUUGUGGGUUUUAUCAGUUGAUUCAAUUACAUUCUACACAAAGAAAUGAUGGGUUUGGGGUAUUUGGGUCAUGGAGGGUCUGCCUCAUCGUCGUCCAAUUUAUCGGCUUUAGCUCCACCUUUUACAGUUGAUCGAUCCAAUUCAAAACUCAAUUCAAACCCAAUUGUGCAUUUGACUGAUUCACCAUAUGCCGCAGCCUUUGAUGAAACCUGGCUAUAUCCCCACUCUACAGCUUCUAGACCUGAUUUUGUUUCCAAUCUUGACCCGGAAGUCGAUUCCCCUAGUCUGCCUCUAACAAAUGAUUAUCGGUACCCGGGUUCUCAGUCUAUCAACCCACAAAGUCAUUGGUCUAUACUAAAUCCUACUCCUAAAACUGCGACAGAUGCAUUUUCCUAUCCUGUUGGAGCUAAACCGUAUUAUCCUCUUUAUGUCUCACCAGUUAGUAAUGACGAUUCUCUAUUGGUGGCCCCAAGGAACCUUGUUAUGAUCCACUGUUGAAUUCUGGUGGUGCCCUCAUGGAUGUAUCUCCUCAAGUCGAUUACACUCGUAGCUUGUCUCCUUUGGAGUGUACGCCACAGUGGGGUGGCUUUUGGAAUGGAUUGCCCGAUGAGAAGCGGGGUAAGCGUGUAGAACUUGAUGGGAGUUUCUACUCAGUGGAGAAGAAUAUUUCUGGUUCACAUGUUUACAAGAAUUACAUAAAUCAAGGAGUUCAUUCUGAUGAGGAAAAGAGCAAAUAUGAAGAAGAUUGUGCCAUUUCACUGGGAAAAUGUACCAAUGUUUUUGGAAGAGCAAACCCCGCUGGUUCUUCAAGUACUGUGCAGUUGAAUGAUAAAUCAGUACUCGGGCGAAAUCUCAGCUUCUUUCCUUCCAAAUCCUCCAAACAAUCUACCUUGGGAGCUGGUUCACUACUUCCAGAAUCUCAUUCAUGGCCAUCAACUCUAGAAUCAGCCACAAAUUCAUUAAACCAUCAAAAUACAUACAAUUCUCAUCAGAAAUGCCUCCAACCCUUUGAUUUGUGUAUGAAUGAUUGCGUGUCGGUGACAAGAUCUUCACCUACCGUUGUCAUUAGAUCACCUGUAAUUGGGACAACUACUUCACCACCAAACAUAGACAUUAAAAAUAUUGCAGCUGUUACCCAUGAAGAAUUUGGCAGCCAUAAUUGCUCAAAAGGAAAGGAGCCUCACCUACCUCUAAGUUCUGAUGGCAAAGAAGGUUUCUUGGGUACAAGCCGACUCAGCUGUCACACAGAAACAAAUAACCACAUCUGUGUUACAUUGUCCUCGACAAAUGAAGACCUGUCAAACAAGCCACUUCUUAAGGAUGCCGUUGAUCAUAGACCCAAAGCAAGAUCUGGAUUUCAAGUUCCUGAUAUAACUGUCCCAGAUGGCAUCGCCAUCGCCUUUGAUGGUACUGGGUUCAAGUCUAGUGAGAAUUCUUCAGAAAGUUUAGAUUCACCCUGCUGGAAAGGUGCUCCAGGCUUUAAUUUUUCCCCAUUUGAAGUUUUUGAAGCUUCGGCUAAGCAGAGCCGUCCUAAAAAAAUAGAAGUUGGUUUAAAUCUUCAGGGCACUCAGAGUUUCCCUCACGCUUCCUUUCCAAAAUCCUUUGAAAAUAGUUUGCACAAUCAGAAUGGGCAUAUAGAUAAUGGUAUGUCACUUUUUCCACAGAUAACUCCAGAUACUAAUUGCCUGGUCAAAGAGCACAGGUCAGGCGAUGCUGUGAAAGCAGGAGAUCAGUGUCCAAAACUGGAUGACGGCAUAGGAGUUCUAUCUUCUGAUUUACCCUAUGAAUCAAAGGGUGAGUGUAACACUAAACCUUCUCACAGUGCGAAAGAGAGUCACGAAGAGGAAGAUUUUACAUGUACAAAGCUCAAGUUAUGUGCUGGUGUUGCAGAGACUCUGAUGAAUACAAAUGAUGCCUCAGAAGAUGGCCAUGUUCCAUUCCAUGUUGUGGAAAAUGUCUUAUCAUCUUCACCCUCUUCGGGAGAAGAUGCUACUAACCUUGCAAAACCUCAUGUGAUGGAAUCAACGCCCAAAAUGGGCAUUCAAUUUGUGGUUAAUGUAAUGCAUGACCUUUCAGAAUUGCUUCUAUUUUGUUGUUCCAAUGAUGUGUGGGGACUGAAAAAACAAGAUUGUGAAGCCCUUCAGCAUGUUAUCAACAGACUUGAUGCAUGCAGGUCAAGGAGGAUUAUAAAUGUGAUGCCACCUCAAGAAUCACUGUGUCCCCAGCAAGGAGCUUUUCAUGAAGUUCCCGAGUCAACUGAUCUUCAUAUGGGUGCCAGUGGAAGCCAGCCUCGGGUGACUAAUGAAGCAGCUGCAAAUUGGCAUGGUGCACUUGAUUUUCAACAUAUGUAUGAAGAGAAGAGGGGCAAAAAUGUUUCUGGUAAGAAAGUUGAGAAAUUUCCAGAUUUUGUUUCUUCGAGGGAUGAAGAAGUUUCUAAAGAUGAUAACAUGAUCCAGGCUAUAAAGAAGAUCCUUGAUGAGAAUUUCCAUGACAAGGAAGAAGGGCAGUCACCAACUCUCUUGUAUAAGAAUCUUUGGCUUGAGGCAGAAGCUGAAUUGUGUUCCAUUCGUUACAGAGCUCGCCUUGAUCGUAUGAAAAUAAGGAUGGACAAAAGCAAGUCAGACACAGAAAAAUGUGUGUCCGAAAAUACUACUGUUGAAGAGCAACAUUCAAGCGUGGAGGUUUUUCCUAAUCCAAACAUGCCUAGCACAUUAAGAUCUGAGGCGAAAGAAAGCCCAUCACUGAAAGACCCCAUCCAGGAUUUUCCUAGUUCUAGCUCAACCAGCCAUGUUGAUGAUGUUGAGGCUUCUGUCAUGACCAGAUUUAAUAUCCUAAAAUGCCGGGAUGACAAUACAAAUUCCAUUAACAGGGCAGAGCAACCACAGGCGAAAGAAAGCCCGUCACUGAAAGACCCCAUCCAGGAUUUUCCUAGUUCUAGCUCAACCAGCCAUGUUGAUGAGGUUGAGGCUUCUGUCAUGGCCAGAUUCAAUAUCCUAAAAUGUCGGGAUGACAAUACAAAUUCCAUUAACAGGGCAGAGCAACCACUGCCAGAGGUUGGUGACACUGGAUUUGCAGGUAAGAGAAACCAUUGGCCAUUUACUGAAUACCAAUCAAAGGAUGGAUGCUUGGAUUUGGCUGUGGGACCGCAUCUGGAGCAUGAGACUGGCAAUGGUAGCAGAGACAAAUUUGGGUCGUAUAGAGAUGGUUCUGAACAUCUAAUUGUCAGAGAGUUCCGUGCUUGUGUCAAGGAUGACUCAGUGAUCCAAUCUCAUAUGAACAAUAAGUUGGCUGACCAGUUUUUUGCUGGAUGGUAUGAUAACUCUGCAUCAGAUUGGGAAAAUGUGCUGAAGGAUGAGUUUGCAUUGCCAAAGUGAGGGACAUAAGUUGAGGAUCUGAGUAGUAGUCCUGAAUAGGUAAACAGUUUCUACUUGUUCCCUUUUUGGUCCUAAUGGCAUUUAUAAGUACUAACUGAUGUAUAUUUGUACAAGUAGGAGAUAAUCUAUGAAAUUGUAAAAAGCUUUUGAACUCAAACCAGAUUUUACACGAGGUACUCUUAAUGUCCUUGAAUUAUCCUCUAUUUGCGGUU
Molecule: messenger RNA, 3935 nt
Organism: Ilex paraguariensis (yerba mate)
Lineage: Eukaryota; Viridiplantae; Streptophyta; Magnoliopsida; Aquifoliales; Aquifoliaceae
Source: the annotation of a GenBank genome assembly